Messenger RNA from Orycteropus afer afer, 2052 nucleotides. The record is from RefSeq and is a predicted model, not a curated record. NCBI's taxonomy places the organism in Eukaryota, Metazoa, Chordata, Mammalia, Tubulidentata, Orycteropodidae.
AUGAAAAUCACAACACCUUCUAGUGCUGCGAAAGCACCAUGGGAAUUUGACUUUUAUAUUUAUGAUGGCACCAUAGACAAGACAGCCCCAGACUUCUUAGCAUUCAAGCAACACUUUAAUUUAACUUGGGGAAGUAUUUUUUCUCUCUUGGAACAUGUUGAGAAGUUUCUCAAGGACUAUGCAAUACCAGAAGUCAAAAUAAAAGGGAACAGUUUGGUAGCCCUCCUUCCAGAGUUUGAGCUAAAAAACAGACUUACCAGCUAUGACCUUCUCUCAGUGAUAGAAGACCCAGUUCACAUCCAAAGGAUGUUAAAUGUUCCAGGUCAGAGGUACAAGGGCCAAGAUGGAAAGUUAGAAGCCAUAUUGAAGAUCCAAGCCACAUGGAAGUGCUACAAAGCAAGAAAAUUGUUCCUUGUUUACCGAAAACAGAAGUGGGCAUCAGGUGUGAUUGCCAUUGCUUGGCUUUUACAUUGCCAUAAGACUCGACUGAGGAAGAUCCUGCAGGAAUCACGUCAAAGACACCUGCAGAAUUUCCAUGUGAGAGCCAAGCAUCUGGCAGCCAACUGGAAUCGCAUCAGGACCUCCAGGAGGACUAUUAUCCAUAUCCCAUCAUUAGGAUAUUCCCAGCCUGUGCGAAAACAUAUUGCUGAUUUUGACACACGGCAGAACAUGCAGCUGGGGAGACUGUGUGACAUCUUUGAUGACAAUGUGAACGUCAUCUACAUCUGCUCCCAUCAUAUGGAUGAUGAGUUACUGAUGUAUUACCAUAAAAUCCUGAGUCUACGGGCAGCUGUCAAGUCGGGGAACCUUGAGGCCAGAAGUGACCUGCAGGACAGGUUCAAAAUUAUCACCCCUGAAGCUGUAAACAUCUUCACUAUGAUAGAACAGCUGAGUCAGCUGGUCACCGAUCACCUGGAAAUCCAGCGCUGGCUCUUCAAAAUAGAUGAUGAGUCUGGAGGAAAUGGAACUGCAUUUUGUGACAUUCCCUGUCACCUAAAGUGCUACAAGUGGGCCCUAAAGGAGAAUAGGAAAUACAGCCGAGAAGAUUGGAGCAAGAAAUGGGCACAGGAGCCAGCUUUGGUGAAGAUCUCCGAGGAGCUGGCGGGCAUUUUAGCACAGCACGCACAGCCAGUCAAUGAGAAACGGUUCCCGACGUGGGGGAAAUUCCUCCAAACAUUUCUCAGUCAAGGGGGCGUGAUCGAAGCGUUUCCACCUGCAGAAAGUGUCACCAACCUGACGGUGGACAUGCUAAUAGAGCCCAAUGGAGUAAUCAGGAUACUGUCAACAGGCGACCAAUUUCAUGCAGAUGGCCCCUUGAUUUCCUCCGGCACCACCUUGCCUCAGACCUCAGUGGACCCCCAAGUUCUCUCUUCUAUGUGCCUCCAAAUUGGAAAAGCCUUUAGAGGAAGAGAUGUGGUUGGUUACUUCUCCAUUGACCUGGUGACAUUUAUUGAUCCAAGCACCAUGGAGCAGCAGGUGUGGGCAACAGACCUGGACCUGUCAUAUAGUGACCAGCUAGCCCUGACUCAGCUCAGCUUAUACCUGACAAAUGGCCAUCUGGAUUGCAGUCUGAGCACCUUCGAAGUGCCCCGUUCUGUUCCAAAGAAAGAGAAAACGAGCCAUUUCAAGGUCCUGGCUAUGCCGUCAUCAGCAACCAGUCGCUAUGCAGUAAUGACCACCCAGCUAAAGCACAGCAAUCUUUCCCUGGUUUUCCACUAUGUUUUCCUCCAGAUGUGUAAAGCCCAUGGCAUCGGCUAUGACAUUGAGGACAGACAAGGAACAGUUUUUAUAUUAUUUGAACACGUAAAGAGAAACAAGUUGGGAGUGUUAACAAUCGGCGAGGAUCUCCAGGGGGUCCUCAUGACCUUUGCUCGCAAUCUCUUCAUCAUCCAUCAAGAAAUAUCAUCACCUAAUAUGCAAGGCGAGACCAAUUUUAAGACCACUAUUGAAGAUGUUGAAACCAUUCUGGGAGUAACAGAGGAAAACAAACUAAGAUUUGAAGAAGAGCAAUCAUCUAAAGAAAAUAAAAACCUCUCCAGGCCUCAGAAAUGA